This is a messenger RNA of Gekko japonicus, 1193 nucleotides long. Its product is annotated as U8 snoRNA-decapping enzyme-like. Gene Ontology annotation, cellular component: nucleus. The coding region runs from base 18 to 476 and encodes 152 amino acids. Gene Ontology annotation, molecular function: phosphodiesterase decapping endonuclease activity; snoRNA binding. The transcript is spliced from 2 exons. NCBI's taxonomy places the organism in Eukaryota, Metazoa, Chordata, Lepidosauria, Squamata, Gekkonidae. Gene Ontology annotation, biological process: mRNA catabolic process; sno(s)RNA catabolic process. The record is from RefSeq and is a predicted model, not a curated record.
GUCCCCUUCCUUUACAGAUGCAGAUGAGGUUUGACGGGUGCCUGGGUUUCCCGGGCGGAUUUGUGGAUUCGGAGGAUGCCUCUCUGGAAGACGGUCUGAACCGUGAGCUCCGGGAAGAGCUGGGUCCAGGCGCUGCCUUCCUGCGUGUCUUGGAGUGCGACCACGUGAGCUCCCACGCCACCGAGAAGCCGCAGCGAGUGGUGGCGCACUUCUAUGCCAAGCGACUCAGCCUGGAAGAGCUGCGGACCAUAGAGGAUCGGGCCACGCAUGCGAAAGAUUACAGUUUGGAGGCGAUGGGCCUUGUCCGCGUCCCGCUCUAUACCCUGCGCGACGGUGUCGGGGGCCUCCCGACGUUCCUUAGCAACACUUUCAUCAGCUGCGCGCGAGAUCAGUUGGUUCAUGCCCUGGAAACCUUCGAGCUGGUGCCGAGAGAGCAGCUCCAGAAAGCGUUGACCGUGGCCCAGAAGAAGCUGUGAUCGCGGCUGGCCGGGACCGCCUCUUGGAGGCUGUUCGAUCCAACUCUCCAAAGAACGUGAGAUCCCUCGAUUGACCUUUUUUGAAUCUGAACACCGCUGGGGCGGCGGAAAAGAGAUUUAAACUUCUCGGUGGCGGGGAGCGUGACUCUGUGUGAGUUCACGUUCUUGAGGGCGGCAGUCCCUAUCAGGCCUGGGUUGGGAUGUCUUAAGAGAGGAAAGCCAAGUCGAAAAGAUGGCUUGGUGUUUCCAUGCACGAGCAUGGGCGCAUGUCUGACGUUCCCUUCUGUCCAGAGAGUCACCUUACGAAUCGCACAUUCCCCAGUGUGCAGCUUUAGUUCCCCCCACAAACACCUUAAUUUUCAAACCAGAUUGCUGUGGCGAUUUUUACGCUAUACUACAGAGGUUGAUUUCUUCCUCUCCUAACUGACCACGCCACAUCGCCAUUAUUCUUUUAUUUCACAGUUGGGGCUUGUCCUCCAACCAGUUACUGUUCCGCUGCUUGAUGUUUGUGGGUUUGUCUUUGUCUCCCUAGCCUCUUUCCGGCUUUAAUGGGCUGUCACGAACGCGGGAGGUAUUAGGCAAAGUGUCACUGAAAGACCGAGAAUGUGAGAUUCUUUAGUAGAUCAGGAAACCGCUCUGGCGUCCUGACUAGCAAAUCAAAUGUUUUUCCGAGCAAAUCAAACGUUUUUCCGAGCGCAAUAAACUAAGUAUGCAUCC